GAAGAAGAAGAAACGGAACACUUUAACGACACAAGUUCCACCCGGAAACAAACCGUAUUACGCAUGUUACAGCAAACGAACUCCCAACGUUUGAAAAAAUCUGCCUAAAGGCUUCGUUUAAAGGUGGUGGUGUAUGGAGUUUAUGAAUGUUCGCUCAAUAGGUGAACAGCAGCAGUCUGUGUUUUACAUUUCGAGGCGAAAUGCUCUGGACAUGAACAGCUCAUUUCAACCGUGAGACAGACGCCAGUGUUUAAAUUUCCCUGCUGGAUUCGGUGUGUUGUUCUCAACCAGACAUGGCGGGCAGCAGUGGUGUGGACAUGGAUCCAGAUGUCGCUCUGAGGCUGUUUGAGGAAGGAGCUACCCUGGUCCUGCUGGGUGUUCCUCGGGGCACAGAGCUCGGGAUUGACCUCAAGAGCUGGCAGGUGGGUCCUCGCUUCCGAGGAGUGAAGAUGAUACCCCCGGGUCUCCAUUUCCUCCACUUUUGUUCCGCUAACUCUCCAAGCUGUGGUGGAGAAAUUGGUCCCAAAUCAGGCCUCUUCCUCACUCUUAAACCCAGAGAGAUUCUGCUGGCCCACUGGGACCCCAAAGAAGAAGAUCUGGACUUCUCAGCCUCCAAGAAUGACGAGGAGGUAAAUCGGAUCCGGGACACGUUGCGAGAGCUGGAUUCUUACUUGGGUCCCUAUCCAUUUGAGGUGAUGAGGAAGUGGGUUUCCCUCACUGACCAGAUCAGCCAGGAGCUGGCUGUUAACUUGCAGCCUCUCUCAGGUCGAGUGUGUGCUUUCAGUGAUAUCAUUCCUGAGGUGCAGUUCAGACACACCAAGGACCGGGCAGAGCAACCAAGGAAUGACACAGCCUGUCAAAGCAUGAAAGAGGGACUCGACAGGCUUCCAAAGAUGAAGCAGAGGGAGGGCACAGAGUUGCGCUUCUCAGUUAUUCCUAAGAAGACCUACCCUCCUGGAGCUUCUCCUGCAGAGAUCACCCGAUGCAGCAUGGACCUGAGUUACUCACUGGAGUCGGUGCUGGAGCAGAACUACCCAGAGCAACCUCUUAACCUGCUUGGUGAGCUGCAGUUUGCAUUUGUGUGUUUCCUGGUUGGAAAUGUGUACGAGGGCUUCGAGCACUGGAAGUGCCUCCUGGCUGUGCUGUGCCGCUCGGAGGAGGCCAUGAGGAGGCGGAAGGAGCUCUAUCUGGGGCUCAUCACUGUGCUCUACCACCAGCUUGGAGAAGUACCCCCCGACUUCUUCGUUGACAUCGUUUCACAGAACAACUUCCUCACUAGCACACUGCAGGAUUUCUUCCAGUUUGCCACCGGAACUGGUGUGGACAGCACCCUUCGAAAGAAAGCAGAGAAGUUCAAAGUUCAUCUGACCAAGAAGUUCCGCUGGGAUUUUGACGCAGAUUUGGAGGACUGUGCUCCGGUGGUGGUGGAGCUGCCUGAAGGCAUCACAGUGGACUGAAAUGGCUCUCUUUUGAAAAUGCAUCAUAUCAAUGUUUUUUGUUCUUUUUAAAUAUUGUGUGCUGUGUGACAUCUAUGAAAAAGGGCAGUUUGUACUGUUGAUGUGAAAAAGCAAACAUCAUUAAAUCAGCUGUAUUGUUACAGUC
Girardinichthys multiradiatus is the source of this 1602-nucleotide messenger RNA. RefSeq names its product AAR2 splicing factor (gene aar2). The transcript is spliced from 4 exons. Bases 294 to 1457 code for a protein of 387 amino acids. Gene Ontology annotation, biological process: spliceosomal tri-snRNP complex assembly. Lineage: Eukaryota; Metazoa; Chordata; Actinopteri; Cyprinodontiformes; Goodeidae. The record is from RefSeq and is a predicted model, not a curated record.